Molecule: messenger RNA, 1001 nt
Organism: Trematosphaeria pertusa
Lineage: Eukaryota; Fungi; Ascomycota; Dothideomycetes; Pleosporales; Trematosphaeriaceae
Exons: 4
Coding region: 451-900 (149 amino acids)
Source: RefSeq, a predicted model, not a curated record
GGCGAGGGCAGCAGAGCGCUGUAGCGUCGCAAGAGAGGCGCGCCGUGAUGCCGUCACGCUGCGCAGAGCUGCAGCGCCGUUGCUGGCCGCCGGCGUGGUGAGGCCGCGUGCGUCGUCGCGCCUGCCUUGCGCCGCUCCACCGCUGAUCGGCCGCUUGCUUGCUACCCAUCAGGAAUGGGCAGAGCCAUGGCCGACGACCGCCUCCUUUUCCAUGGACCAUAAUAUUACCCCCCCCAAGCGCAUCACCGCAGCUCAUCACAGGACCCCAUAUCAUGCUCCCUCCCCCACAGCGUAACCCGGUCGCGCAUUUUGAAACGCCCUUGAUCUGAAGACGCGCCGCCUGCGUCCGCAGCACCUCAUCUCCGUCCACAGUACAUAACCUCUCGUCGGCGCAUCUGGUCUCGUCCCCAUCCAAACGGCCCUCCGCACGCAACCCCGCGCCCGCCCACAAUGUCGGCCACGUCUACGCCCUCCAAGUUCAAUACGGAAGACGCGGAUCACGGGUGGAAGCCCAACAACCGCCCGCACUCAACCGUGGCACGCAACUUCAUGUCCGAGUUGGACGACCUCUUCCGGCUCGAUGGCGGCAUCGACGUGCUCGAUAAGAACGUGCACCAGAAGAAGCAAGCCGUCUCGCACCAUGCCCAGGAGCUCGAGGCUCUCGAGGCCAAGCUCCGCGAAACCGAAGAGCGCCUGAAGCAAGCAAAGACGUCGCCGCCGCGCCGCAAGGACAGCCAGCGCCGAACGCCCAUCCAGAGCGCCUUCCCUGACGAGGACAGGGCUCGGCUAGCGGCCGCCGGGAGUCCUCUGGCUGCCCGUCGCAAGGAGAACGCCCGACCUCAGAAGGACUUGCCAGACCGGCCGCGCACAGCUCAGACCGAAGACGGCGAGAAGGCUUAGUCUCCCCAACAGCCGUCUGCUACGAUAGAUAUCAUCACGACUGCGAGCGCAUAGGUCCUUCUUCAGCAACGCAUACGAGAGCAACUUGGCGCUUAACAUUG